AUGCCAGUGCUGACGACCGGCAGGUUCGGUGCUUCGACCAAGGAAGACAACACAAUGAAGCGGAAGCACACGGAUCGAACAAAACCCGCGCCUGCAGCGUCUCGCCGCGGCAAUCCGCACGUUGGUCUUUGGGCAAAGCCGCGCGACCCAUCGCCGCGGGGGGCGGCCGACGACAACUUAAUGGAGUUUGCGUGGCAGACCCGACGGUUGAACUCGACCAAAACCAAGGCGUUGGCGCCGCCGCUUUCGUCUGCGCGACGGAGACGGACAGAGCCAGAGGAUGAAGACAUGCUUGGUAUCAUCGAGGCGUAUACAAAGAUGGUCCUGGAACGGACAGAGUGCAUCCAAGAGGUGGCACAGAAGCGCUUUCUCCCGCACUCCAAGAAACGACCUCCGACAGCCCAGCAACGCGUGUAUAUGCCGACCAGUCGCAUUCGACGUGCGGUGCAGUCUGCUGGCACACAGCGCCCGGUGUCUGCCCAGCCGUCCUUGAUGCGCAUUCGGGUACUCAACACCGUCCCCAACAUGGCUCCGCCCCCCGCGGAUUCUGUCCACCACACGCUCGCGCCAGCCAUCGACAAAGCUGCGACCACGUCGAUUCGACAUGGAGUACCACCGCGAGUGCUACCUCCUCGAUGCAUGUCUGCUACGCCUAGACGGAAAGUCGACGCCGCCAUGCCGCGGCCACAAAGCGCCCACCCUCGGUCGACCAGCACAGCGCCGACUGCCCCAUUCAACAAACCGACCGUCGAGUUGGCCGAGAACGGCAAGGUGAAGCUGACCGUCCACAUGGCCCAUAUCCGCAUGGAAAAUAACGACGAGGACGUCGACGAGGGAGACGAUGGUGGCGGCAAUGCGGACGGCUGA
Aphanomyces invadans is the source of this 867-nucleotide messenger RNA. RefSeq lists its product as hypothetical. Bases 1 to 867 code for a protein of 288 amino acids. NCBI's taxonomy places the organism in Eukaryota, Oomycota, Saprolegniomycetes, Saprolegniales, Verrucalvaceae. The record is from RefSeq and is a predicted model, not a curated record. The transcript is spliced from 2 exons.